Messenger RNA from Acyrthosiphon pisum (pea aphid), 1470 nucleotides. Its product is annotated as putative cyclin-dependent serine/threonine-protein kinase DDB_G0292550. Lineage: Eukaryota; Metazoa; Arthropoda; Insecta; Hemiptera; Aphididae. Gene Ontology annotation, molecular function: metal ion binding. The transcript is spliced from 6 exons. Bases 152 to 1294 code for a protein of 380 amino acids. The record is from RefSeq and is a predicted model, not a curated record.
UAAUAGUCUCCGAACAAAAAUCAAAACAGUAUCACGUUUUUACUAGUUAGUAGGUAUGUAUUUUUCCCUAUAAUUAUACAGCAAAUGGUGUUUUGAAUUCUGUUGUUUAAUGUUUAUUUCAUAAAUAAAAGAAUAGGCUCUCGUCGUAAAUAUGUCUAGAAAGAUAUGCAAAUUUUAUUUGCAAGGAAAUUGUUAUUACGGCUCUUCGUGUCGGUUCUCACAUGAAGAACCACAUCGCUCAAACAACCAAUAUGACUAUGAAAAUCAAUCAAAGAGUUAUAGGAGUUCAAGUAAAAAUUAUUAUGAUACUAAUAAUGGCAGAGAUCAUAAUGAUUAUUACGAGCACGGACAGAACUAUGAAUCUAGAAGUAGAAACGCUAACUACAAUUAUAAAAAUGAUUAUAACAACAGGAAUAGUUAUCAUAAUCAAAGAAAUGAUUACGAAGAAGAUCACGAUUCAAGUAAUCAUUAUGGAAAUCAAGCUCAAAGACACCGUAAUGUAAAGAAUUAUUAUAAAGAAGAUGACAACAGUCAGGGUAGAAAAUAUAAUAAUGAAUAUGUUUAUGAUACCAACAAAGUGGAAGCCAGUUCAUAUAGGUAUAAGAAUUCACAUGAUCAAAAACAAAUACAUGGGCCCCAUGUCCAUAAUGUUAAUAACAGAGUUGAUGAUAAAAGAAAUAUUUUGAAGCUUUAUGAAAAUGAAAUUAAAACUUACCAAAGGCAUGUACAACAACUAUCAAUGACCAAUAUUUGGCCAUUCACAUGUUUCCACCCUAUUGGACAUCAAUUUGCUAUUCAACCAGUUGGUAGCUUAAACUUGAUGGAUAUAUCAUUUGAAGAAAUUAGAUGUGAUUAUUACAUGACUAAGAAUAUUAGUGCCAAUCCUGGUUUGAUUCAUAAACGGACGAUUGAUGACCUAUUGUUAAAAGCGCAAAAGCAGAAAGAAGAUAUUUUAAGAUUUGAAAACCAUGUACAAGAUGAUAUAAUAUCAACAUUUGAAAAAUGUGAAAAAUCAAAAGUUUCUUCCCAGUUUGAUAACUCUAUACAGAUGGACCAUAACAGUUAUUGGGAUAUGUCUAUCAGGUCUUUGAAAACACCCGAAAAUAAAAAAAGCGAAUUGGAGUCAUUUAGUUUUGUUUCCAUAAAAAACAAUAAGAAUACUACGAAUGAGUCACAAUUGAAGAUACUCAUGCAAACCGAAGUAUAUGGUAAAAUAGACAACGAAGCAUUUGCUCAAGAUCAUUUUACCGAUUUUAUACCUAUUAUGCCUCCACCCAAGAAGUACUGUGUAUAAUGUUUUUUCAAAAAUAAAUUAAUGAUUAAGAUAAAGAAUAUUUUUAAAUUUGUAAAAUUAGUUAAUAAGAUACAAAUCAAAGCUUUAAAUACAAUCGCUGGAUAAUUUUUUUAAGAAAUCAAAUCUUAAAUUUAUAACAAUAUCUAAGUCUCAUCUGUUUUUAUUUUAUCCAAAAU